Molecule: messenger RNA, 1332 nt
Organism: Drosophila persimilis
Lineage: Eukaryota; Metazoa; Arthropoda; Insecta; Diptera; Drosophilidae
Product: protein phosphatase 1 regulatory subunit 14B
Exons: 4
Coding region: 434-805 (123 amino acids)
Biological process (GO): regulation of phosphorylation
Cellular component (GO): cytoplasm
Molecular function (GO): protein serine/threonine phosphatase inhibitor activity
Source: RefSeq, a predicted model, not a curated record
CUACACUUGAACUGCCACCUCCGUUCCGAAAGCUCCCGAGCUCCACGCUCGCCGCCUCAUAAACAAACAGUUAGACAAACUCUCUGCGUCCCGCGUGUGAGUGUGUGUGAGUGCUUGCUGCUCGCUACUUGCGUUUUGUUGCUGCCACACGGUCGCCCUCAUUGUGCUCUGGUGCAAAUGAAAAUUUCAUUGAGCAGAAAGUCGCAACAGCGGAAAAGUGGAAAAGCCUAAAGCGGCAGCGGCUACAGCGGCAGAAGAAAACAAAGUAAAGAUCUCCUCAAGUGAAAUUUCUGACUGAUGAAAAUUGAAAACAGCAAUUCAAUCGAAUUUCAAAAUAGACUAGGCCAUAACGAUCGCUGGAGCAUUGCCAAAACGCAGCGCCAAUUAAUUAAGGUUCAAUAAACGAAGCUUGUAUCCGUGAAUCGAUAGAAAAAUGCAGUGCGGCCUAGAGAUGAACGACUGCGAGCGAUCCCCCAACCGGACCAAUCUACGCGUCAACUUCAACGAGAAGGGGGCCGAGGUGAAGGAGCGCAGGGAGAAGUUCCUCACAGCCAAAUACGGAUCACACCAGAUGAGCCUCAUCCGCAAGCGCCUCGCUGUGGAGAUGUGGCUCUACGACGAGUUGCAGAAGCUCUUCGAUCCGCCGAGCGAGGCCAUUGAUGUGGACAUUGACGAGAUAUUGGACAUGGACACAGAUGACAUAAGGAGAUCUCAUCUUAUAAGGUUAUUAUCAGUCUGCAAACGCCCGCAAUCGGACAUAUCGAAGUUCAUCAGCGACCUGCUGGAUCGCGCAAAGACACUGUAAAUCUCCAGACCCUCGAUCAUUCAGCAGAACUACACAUACAAUAUGCAGACAAUGUGCAACAAUAAAUAAUUAGGACCCUAAGUUUAGCCCGAAAAUCAAAGAACAAGGAAUUCAGUUACAAAUCUUUAGUUUAACCCAUCCGGAACUUUUCCCCAUAAUUUCUGGGUUCUGUGUUCUGUUUACCUUAGUUGAUAGUUCGGAUCUUUUCGCUGACUAAUUCAAAGUUGUGUUUCUAAUUUAAGUCACCGAUUACGAAAGCCAGAUCGCUAGCCCUAAGCCUAUGAACGUGAAUUCAUCAAUUUUGUGAUGAGACAUGAUUGUUUAAAUAAAAAACAUAACCAAACAUGAACUGGCCUGAAAGCAAAAACGAAUGUUAAGCAUGUUUAGUGAAGUUAAGAAUUUUGUGCUCCAUUCUUGAAGAAAGAUCAUCCCCUUCGCGAGAUCGGGGCUCACCGACACUCUGGUUGUUCGCUAAAUUCGCCUGUAUGUGCUUAUUUUAAUCGAUUAAAGUACCAUUAAAUCGUGUA